Messenger RNA from Dunckerocampus dactyliophorus (ringed pipefish), 4731 nucleotides. RefSeq names its product coiled-coil domain containing 102A (gene ccdc102a). The coding region runs from base 214 to 2058 and encodes 614 amino acids. Lineage: Eukaryota; Metazoa; Chordata; Actinopteri; Syngnathiformes; Syngnathidae. Gene Ontology annotation, cellular component: myosin complex. The transcript has 10 exons. The record is from RefSeq and is a predicted model, not a curated record.
UUCCGCCCACCGAGAAGAAGAAAAUAGCUGUAAGAAAAUGAGCAACGGACCAAAUGUUUGUUUGCCUUAAGCAGAAAUCUCAGCUAUUUCACCGGAAUCCAACAUUUAUCUCCAGAGGAUUAUUUUCUUCAUUCGUCUCUUCUUCGGUUGAUGAGUGGCUGUGGAUGAUGAUGAUUUCCUGAUCUUUCACCUCACAGUCCAACCAAUCACAACAUGAACCACACGCCCAGUCCCCACCUGUCUGAUGGCAGCAAGUCCACAGGAGGUGGCCUAUUGUGCAGCCUGGGCAUGGGUUCUGACAGCGGGAUCCGUUCGCCAGAAAGCCUUAUCCAUACCCCCAGCCCGAAUGGAGGGACCCCCAGCUCCAGCCCUCCACUGCUGCUGUCACCUGGGCUUGGAGGCCUGGGCCUGGGAGCCUUGGGAGUGAUGGGGGAGGCAGCUGGGGCAGACUGGGAGAGCAGGGAAGAGCUGAGACUCAGGGAACUAGAGGAAGCACGGGCCAGAGCAGCUCAGAUGGAGAAAACCAUGCGCUGGUGGUCUGAUUGCACGGCCAACUGGAGAGAGAAAUGGAGCAAGGUUCGCGGAGAGCGUAACCGUGCACGUGAUGAAGUCCGCCAAUUGAGGCAGAGGUUGGACGCUGUCACCAAGGAGCUGACGAGCGUACGCAGAGAACGUCAGGAACUGGCGUCAGAGGUGGAGGUGCUGAAACAGGAUCUUCGCAGUGAUAGCACCGCUCCUCCUCCAGCCACCAGUUCGUCGUCUUCCUCACCUGCGCACCAUCUCUGUGCUGCUUCCGCCUCUUCCUCUCCAUCCGUUGCGCCGCCCUCCCCCGCCUUCUCCACCUCGCAAGUCCACACUGACUGUAAGUUGGACAGGUUAGAAGGGGGGCCACCUGGGUCUCCAGAGCCAGAACCAGUGAGGGACAUGGACAUGAACACACAGAAAAUAGGUCAACAAAAGCAGGAAAUGGAGCUUCUUCAGUCUGUGCUGCAUUUACGAGCGUCAGGUAGCGACACGCAAGAGUCAUGGGACGGUGUGAGCGGCAACGGCAUGAACCUGCCCGGCACUCGUUCGUCCUCAGCGUUGAGCCGGCAGGAACGUAACAGGCAGCUGUGGGGGGACAUGAGCGCCACAGAGGACGAGUCCAGCAAACUCAACGCCUUGCAGCUUCGCCUGGAUGAGUCCCAGAAAGUCUUGCUGAAAGAGAGAGAAGACAAGCUGGCUUUGAGUAAGAGCAUCGAGAAGCUGGAGGCUGAGCUCAGUCAGUGGAAGCUUAAGUAUGAGGAGCUGAGCAAAAAUAAACAGGAAGUCCUCAAACAGCUGAAUCUACUGAAGGAAAUGCAUCAGGAUGAGCUUGGUCGCAUAUCUGAAGACCUGGAGGAUGAACUUGGAGCUCGUACCAAUAUGGACAAGAAACUAGCUGAAUUACGAACUGAGAUGGAGAGGCUGCAAGUGGAGAAUGCAGCAGAAUGGGGUCGGAGAGAGCGCUUGGAGACAGAGAAACUGGCACUGGAGAGGGACAACAAGAAGCUCAGGGCACAGGCUGAAGACCUGGAAGAACAACUUACAAAGAAACGCCGUCAGGCUGCGUCGGCCAUCGACACGGACCUAAAGGCAAUGCAGAUUGAGUUGUUUGAAAAAAACAAGGAGCUGGCUGACCUUCGCCACAUUCAUGCAAAGCUGAAGAAGCAGUUCCAGGAGAAGACAGCAGAGCUCGCCCAUGCCAACAGACGGGUGGAGAGCCAUGAGGCAGAAGUCAAAAAGCUACGCCUGCGAGUGGAAGAACUAAAAAAAGAAUUAGGACAGGCAGAAGAUGAGCUGGAUGAGUCCCAUAACCUGGCAAGAAAACUGCAAAGGUCUUUGGAUGAACAGGUUGAGCAGACCGAAAAUCUGCAAGUACAAUUGGAACAUUUACAGUCCAGACUGCGGCGGCAGCAGCUGAGUCCUGGGUUGUUUGGGAAGAUGCGAUCGGCUCGGUUCAGCCCCGAUGUUCCCGACGGUCCCACUAGCGACAUGGAUGACGAAGAGGAGCAACUGCAGCUCCAGAUCCCUGGAUGACACUCGUGCGCACAUGCAGUGUAGAAAAUCGACCAAAAUGACCCGAAAGAGCGUCAUCUUGCUGCUGUCUGCAAGAAAAAACGGCAACCACGGCUAGCUCAGUACACCGUUGGAUACUGAUUGGUCCUGGUUCCGAAAAAAAAUGUACAGUUUUGUCUCUGAAGUGAUUUUACAGAACUUAAUAUUCUGCCUCUUUUACAACAAACAUCAGAAUAAAACCAAAAUUCAGUUGCUAUUCCAGGCUAUCUCAAAGAAGACGCUUCUGGGGGGGCAAUUAUGAACUUUAUGAACAUUUGUGUGAACAUUCUCCAUCAGAGUAGAAGCAGAUCUACCUAAUUGUUCAAAUACUACUUCAUAAUAGUAUUAUAUUAUUUACAUAUAGACAGUCCCACUCCCAUUCAGACAUAAAUUACUGUGCAAAAGUCUUACUGUAGGUAAGGAAGGGAGGAUCAUGAGGGUGAUCCUGGAUGGGCCUAGGUCUUAAUCAAGAAUCUCCAAAUGUUUGUCUGGGCUGGGCUGGUAUUGAUUCAUUGAAGCUAUGCUACAAAUACAAUCUCAACAGUUCUCAAGACAUUUGCAAGAAGGUCUGACUCCCUCACGUUCUGACUCCCUGGUCUCGUCCUGCCCAAGCGACAACAGGUAGGAGCAAUCCUUCCAUUUUUGUCUUGGCUUUGGUUCCCAUGGGCAGCUUGACCUCAUCCUUUGGAUCUGGUAUUUCCCCUUCGUUGAAAAGUUCCUACAACACUUGUCGAAACCUCAUAUGGUGUACUGUCUAGCAUGUGAGAUGUCCAGUCUGACCUAUGUGACCGAUGGGUUAACUAUUUCUUAGGCAAACAAGCAACUCCAUUAGAGGUUAUACAAGUCUAUCCCACAAGUGUACAGUAGAACGGAACCCCCACGAAUGGCAAAAAAUGUAUUGAUACACCCAUAAAAAUGUCUGGUUUUGACACACGGCUCGCUCUUCCCCCUCCAAACCCUCCUGUUAGCUUGACGUUGACCUCCAAUUUCAGAUCAACAUUUGCAAUAAAAGUGACUGUUGUAAUUAUUAAAUUAGAUUCAGCUUCAGAGCCCUCCCCUUCUCUCAACACAAUCCAGGUUUAAACCCUCCCUGAAGAUGCCUCACGCACUUAUUAAACACAUUUCAUGUAUAAAACGUAUAGCUGCUCACCACAAACUGUCGAGUUUGUCGUCUAUUUGGUGGAUUAAGCUGGCAGCGUCUGCGACAGCUUCACAGCACAACAGCUAUGGUGCAACCGAGGACCGCCAAACAAAGUGCGAAAUCUCAACGCUUGAGGAAAAGACAUUUUCAGUGAAGCAUAAAGGCAGGCAUGUAAAAAUGAUGGGCUUUCUAACAGAGGUACAUGUAUUCUAUGCCUCUCACCUGUAUUAUUAGUGGUGUCCCGAUACAAAUUUGCCACCUCCGAUCCAAUACUGAUGUCGCAGCCUUGAAUAUCAGCCGAUACCGAUAUCAGCGCAAAUUAUUAAUUCUUUUACUACAUAUUUUGUAGUGCGGAAUGUUCGAAAACGCUUGAUCAAGUGAUAUUACUCAAACAGAGAUCUGAUACUUGAUUUUUAAUGACAUUGGCCCCAUUAUUAUGUAAUAUUAUCACAUAUUUAUAUAUUACUGUUGAUUUAUGAAUGAGAUGGGUUUUCUGUGGAAAAAAGGGCCUAUUUUCAGAUUUAAAAAAUUAAAAUACUAUAAAAAAAAUUGUUUUUGAACAAAAAUCUGCAAAUUUGUGAAUGCUGAAAAGGAUUCACUGUAGUAUAAAGUAGUUAGCAUGCAAAGACAUUCAUUCCAUCAAGUGUUUUAUAUUCUAGCAUGCAAAUAAAUGAUUGAAAAUAUUCCCUUUUGACACAGUAAAACACAAUAAACAGGAUUACAGAAAGAAAGUAAAGUAAAACAAUCAUUUUCAACCAAACUUUGUGGAGGGGACGGAUCAGUUAAAUAUUAGUGAGGGACUGUAUCAAGGUGCGGAUUUUGAAUAUUAUAGUUUGAGUCAGUAUGGCAUCAAGGAACAGUAUCAUCAUCAAUAAUCACCCUCGUCUGGUCCAUCCACUAGGAAGUAGCAUGACUGCUCGCUAACAGAUAACACAAGUACACCCAUGGUGGUGGUCGGCACUCGACAGAGUUAAACACAACACAUCUCAUGGUGGCUUAAGACUUUUGCACAGUACUUUUGAUACUUUUACUGUUUUUUUUGCCAGUCGAGUGACGUUUGGUGUUUUGACGCCUUCACAAUACUCCUGAAUGUUGUGUCUGGAACAAAAGUGUAUUGUUGUUGUUGUUGGGUUUUUGUAUAUCUAUUUUGUUUUAUGAAAGCGUACCUUGUUAAAUUAUACACACAGCAAUGAUUGCAUUUGUUAUUGAUAAAUCUUAUAUAAGCACACAUGAAAAAAGAAAUAACAUUGUCCUGUAUAACCGAUUAUUUUAUACUAACAUGUGCAACGUUCCCACUCAAAACUAAAUUUAAAAACUCUUUUUUUCAUGUUAGAUUAGAAUUCGUUUUAAUGAAUCGUUUUAUAGUAAAUUGAUGGGGGAUAAAGUAUACCACAGACCAAAUGGGCUGCAUUUCUGAUGGUUUUUUUUUUCUAAAACACUACUAAUGUCAAACAUCUGUGAUGUUAUAUAUAUAUUAAUGAAAAUAAACAGUGACAUUUGAGUGGUUUGUUAAC